Molecule: messenger RNA, 591 nt
Organism: Jaminaea rosea
Lineage: Eukaryota; Fungi; Basidiomycota; Exobasidiomycetes; Microstromatales
Product: guanylate kinase
Exons: 2
Biological process (GO): purine nucleotide metabolic process
Cellular component (GO): cytosol
Molecular function (GO): GMP kinase activity
Source: RefSeq, a predicted model, not a curated record
ACUGCAUCGUCUUCGUCCGUCGUUGACAAGUCUCGCCCAGUCGUCCUGUGCGGGCCCUCCGGCGUAGGCAAGAGCACAUUGCUGAAGCGCCUCUUCGAAGAGUGUCCCGGAGAGUACGGCUUCAGUGUCAGUCACACGACCCGUUCCCCUCGCCCUGGAGAGACGCCAGGCGUUUCCUACCACUACGUGACACGCGAAGAGUUCACUUCCCUCGUCUCCCAAGGAGCAUUCCUUGAGCACGCCCAAUUCGGCGGCAACCUCUACGGCACCACGGCCUCGGCCGUCGAAGCCGUCUCUUCUCAACGCGGGCAGCGGGCCAUCCUCGACAUUGAUGCUCAGGGCGUCAAGAUUCUCAAGAGGGACCAUGCUGAGCGACUGAAGCCUCUGUACAUCUUCAUCAGCCCACCCAACCUCGAGGCUCUGUACAACAGGCUGAAAGGUAGGGGCACCGAGACGCCGCAGAGCGUUGUCGGGCGACUCGGGAUGGCUGAAGGGGAACUGCAGUACGCCAGGAGUAAUGGCGGCAAGGAGUUCGAUGUCGUCGUGGUCAAUGAUGAGCUGGACAGGGCUUAUGGCGUGUUUAGAAAGGCA